Molecule: messenger RNA, 1158 nt
Organism: Filobasidium floriforme
Lineage: Eukaryota; Fungi; Basidiomycota; Tremellomycetes; Filobasidiales; Filobasidiaceae
Exons: 5
Coding region: 457-1137 (226 amino acids)
Biological process (GO): N-acetylglucosamine metabolic process
Cellular component (GO): cytoplasm
Source: RefSeq, a predicted model, not a curated record
UCCGGACAGACAGACUAGAGAGGAAUUGAGAAACUGAUACUGACGACGUGCGACGUGCGAAACGCGACCACCGGCCAGCGCCCUUCCUCCUUGUUUUACAGUUUAGAGUUCCAUCACGUGAUCUUGUCUUCCUGCUUUAGGUCCGUCUUACGUCAUAUAGUUUCCUUCGGAUGAGCCCGACCUCGCUCGGCCCUUAUUGCGCUGUUCGGCCCGUUGUUUUGGUUAUAUACGGUCCAGCUCAACAGCUCUGAGCGCUCUGAGCUCUAGUGAUCUAGUGAUCUCGGUGAUCUUUGAUCUUCGAUCGGUUUGAGCUGAGGCCAACCCGUAAAAUCUUUAACAAAGAGGCAGCUCGUACGUACGCGGCUUAGCUUACAUUUUGAUCCACCCAGUCUGCCAGCCAGCCUCAAUCAUAUUUUUAUCACCUCGACUGGUCGAAACCCAAAGCGUCACUCCACCAUGCCACACCCGAAAGUGUACGGUCUCCCGCCAAACGUUGUCGCAGGGAUUCCCUCGCAAGCGGAACUGGACUCGUUCCCCCGCAUGUUCAUAUGGGACCAGUUGCGUACGUUCAUACUGGAAUGUGACCUAGGAGCGCUCAAACGGAAUCCAGAGUUACAACAACGCUAUGACAAGUGGAACAUCGAGCUCAAGAAGAUACACGGAACGGUCGAGAGAUACAUCUUGGACGUCAGGCUGCCCAAAGAGUUCACGGAGACGUACAACACCCCGGCUCCCACACGUCCGGCCACUCCGAGGGAGAACAACUGUGCAGAUGGCACGAGCGGGAAGGUCAUGAAGAAAGAAGAUGGAGAAUGGGUCAAGUUCGAGGAUCUCGAUGCUGAGGAUCUGUUGAAAGGAGGAAAGGGGAUGUGUCUGUUACCGAACGACUGGCCGUACAAUGUGCCGUAUGGCGUGCGACAUAGCAUUCUUUGGACCAGAAAACCGAUCUUUCACAAAGCAUUGCUCGACCACAACGAGGAUGCAUGGGCGAAGGUUCUCGAAGACGGCUUUUCGGGACUGACCGGUCGACCUGGACAUGACGAUUGGUAUACCCCUGGCGGGGAAGAGAUCCACAAAAUCGUAAAGAGCCUGUGGAACCCGGAAGAAUUCGAAUGUGCCUGGUUUGUCAAUCCGUGAGACAUCAAUUCUGCAGUAUUG